AGCUUGGUAUGGCUGCUGAAGGAGAAGUCAACGUCGAUAACCUGAUCGCCAGGUUGUUGGAAGUGCGCGGAUGUCGGCCUGGCAAGACCGUUCCUAUGACCGAGAACGAAAUACGUAUAUUGUGUAACAAAUCCCGCGAAAUCUUCCUCAGUCAGCCGAUUCUAUUGGAGUUGGAAGCUCCUUUAAAGAUUUGCGGAGAUAUUCACGGCCAAUACAACGACCUGCUACGUUUAUUCGAGUACGGCGGCUUUCCACCGGACGCUAACUACUUGUUCUUGGGCGACUACGUAGAUCGGGGCAAGCAGUCGUUGGAGACCAUCUGUCUGCUGCUUGCCUACAAAAUCAAAUACCCGGAAAACUUCUUCCUCCUUCGAGGCAACCACGAAUGCGCUAGCAUAAAUCGUAUUUAUGGAUUCUAUGACGAAUGUGAGUGUGGAUCGUUAGUUGAUUUAGUGUCAUUUUCAUUUGUUGAUGUUUGCAUUUGCGAUCUUCACUAAAU
Molecule: messenger RNA, 499 nt
Organism: Soboliphyme baturini
Lineage: Eukaryota; Metazoa; Nematoda; Enoplea; Dioctophymatida; Soboliphymatidae
Source: the annotation of a GenBank genome assembly